GCAUUGAAUACAAACGGAGGCGGUGCACUCAUAUCCCGAUUCCGCGUUGUUCACGUUUUAUUUGACAGUAGCCUGUGAAUUACGAUGUAUAUGUGCCACUAGACUGUUCCAGUUUGAGAAUGCGCCUAAAUACGCUUUUCCAAAUUGUCAAAUUAGGGCUUUUAUAGUCAUGAAAAUCAGGGUCGGCUCUACCCUUUUGGGGAACCUAAGCGAGUCCCCCCCCUCUUCAACCAAGCGGUCAAUUGACGGCCCAGAGAAAAUAUUGCAGUUUUAUAAAAAUAAAAAAGGAAUCCCAAAUCAAGCACUGGUUAAUUAACAUUCCUUAUGGCCCAAUAUUAUGUGUUAGGAUAUAACUUCCAUUCGCGCUGUUCACCAACGUUUAGGAAACGUUUCGAUAUUGAAUGCGGCUCCGCAAGUCCUCCGACCAAAACUUCCGCCUUCAAGCAGUCGAUUCGUGCCAAACACAGACAUGCCUGCAAAAAUACACUGAUUGACUCUUGAGGGCUCACAACAAAGCCUCUCCUCUACGUUAAAGUCAAAUUAGGUCAAAUUUGUAGCAACAAAACGCAAAGAAAACAACAACAACAACAACAACGGGAAAACAGCAAAAAUGUAAGCUUGAAAGAGGGGCGAACCCAAAAGGAGAGAGGAGGGCGGACGACCGACCAACCAACCAACCAAUCAACCGACCGCACAACAUACCAAAAACACCCGUAUCCAAGAUGAGGCGAGCCAGCCGAGGAGGGGAUGAAUCUGGUACCGGUGCUCCCCGUCAGAACGGUGUGUCUGGGGCGAGAGGCGGCGCCAGAGGAGCGGCUGCGGAUCGGGGGGAUACGGUAGCCGGCGGUGAUGAUGAUGAGGCCGGGUGCAGCCCAGCAGACAUGCAGGAUGAGGACAAUGAUCCGGCGCGGAGGAGAGAGAUCAGGAGCAAGUACAGGGACCUCAUCAACUCUGUUCAACAGAACAGAGAGGACAUGUUGAGUCCCACCAACAACAAACUGACAGAUGUGUUGGAGGAGGCCAACAAACUGUUUGCAGAAGUCCGUCAGGCCCGUGAAGCGGCUUUAGAUGCCCAGCUCCUGGUGCUGGCUACAGACCUGGGGAAGGAGAAGGCCAGCCAGCUACACGCAGAGGGAUCAGCCUUCGACCCCGCAGCCUUUGCUGAACACCUGCUGUCAUUCAUGGGUCUGAAUCGCCUGGAGGAGGAAGAUGAAGAUGUGGAGGGUGGAGCGAGCGGCGGAUACCUCCCCCAGGACGCCUGGCAGAGGGUAGCCAACAGAGCUCAGCGCUGCUUCAGGACUGCCCCCUCUUUCCACUAUAUGAUGGGAUCGUUCCUGGCUGAGCUACCUCCGCCUCGCCAGAGGGUAGAGAGACAGAGGAAAGUCCCCGGGAAGGAAGCCAAGAGGAUCAUGCCCACUCAGUUGAAGAGGAUGGAGGAGUCUCACCAGGAAGCUACAGAGAAGGAGGUAGAGAGGAUUCUGGGAUACCUGCGGAGCUACUUCUUUGACGACCCCACAUCUCCCAUCUCCUACUAUGAGUUUGUCAUAGACCCCACCUCCUUCUCCCGCUCUGUGGAGAACAUCUUCCACACCUCCUUCCUGGUCAGGGACGGUUUGGCGAAAAUGUACCUGGAUAAUCACAAACUUCCUUGUAUCGCCCCUGUGGAGGAAGGGGAAGUGGAGGCUGGAGGAGCGUCGAACAGGCAGCAGUGUGUCAUCUCUAUCAGCCCCAAGAGCUGGAAGGAGUUAAUUGAGGCCUUUGAUAUCACCGAGCCACUGAUCCAUGCUCCCAGCACACAGCACACAGAAUGAUGCUGAUAUAACAGCUAUUUCCUUUUUAAAACAUUAGAGAAUUUUAUCGACUUUAACUUUAGCUAUAAAUAUUAGUUUUCUAUUCAUAGGUCUUGUUCGCGGUUUUUUGUAUUAUUUGAUUAAAGAGAGUGAACCCAA
This is a messenger RNA of Oncorhynchus mykiss (rainbow trout), 1949 nucleotides long. RefSeq names its product non-structural maintenance of chromosomes element 4 homolog A. The record is from RefSeq and is a predicted model, not a curated record. Gene Ontology annotation, cellular component: Smc5-Smc6 complex; nucleus. Gene Ontology annotation, biological process: DNA repair. NCBI's taxonomy places the organism in Eukaryota, Metazoa, Chordata, Actinopteri, Salmoniformes, Salmonidae.